Molecule: messenger RNA, 2899 nt
Organism: Colletes gigas
Lineage: Eukaryota; Metazoa; Arthropoda; Insecta; Hymenoptera; Colletidae
Exons: 16
Coding region: 152-2884 (910 amino acids)
Biological process (GO): negative regulation of endopeptidase activity
Molecular function (GO): serine-type endopeptidase inhibitor activity
Source: RefSeq, a predicted model, not a curated record
GCCUCGAUUGGUCGUCGAGUUAUUCACUUGACACUAUUGGGAUUUUCCUGCUAUUGUUUGUCGCGUUUUUAUAUCUGCCCGGAAGUUCCUCCUUGCAGUCGACGAAUAACUGUCGUAGUGGAUUUAACUGGCUGAAGUAACAGAACGCAGCAUGUACAUACUUAAAGGAAGUCUCCUGGUGGUGUGCCUUGUUUCAAUAGCAAUGGCGAUGCCUGCAGCUACCGAUCAGCCAUUGCAGACCGUUUCGCAGGGGGCAAAUGAAUCUGAGCCACUGCAGACCGUUUCCCAGGGGGCAAAUGAAUUCUCGUGGUCGCUGUUUAAGACUGUGGCAGAGGAGAAUCCAGGCAAUCUCAUAAUGUCUCCUCUCAGCGCGAUCUUCGCUCUUGCUAUGACCGCCUACGGUGCUCGCGGGGAAACGGAAAACCAGUUGAAAAGAGUCCUUCAUCUGCCAUCUUCGAACAGUCUUGGUACAUCUGGCUACCAAGCACUCACCGAUACUCUCAAUAACGUCACAGAUAACGAGCUCAAGCUGGCGAACAAAAUCUUCCCAGCCCAGAAAUUUGCCGUGAAGCCAGACUACCAAGAAUUGUUAACAAAUUACUUCCGUUCGGCGGUUCAAAAGGUGGACUUCAGCAACUCCAGGGAAGCUGCAGGCAUCAUCAACACAUGGGUCCAGGAGAACACAAACGAUCGUAUAAAGGAUCUGCUCACCUCCGAUGACGUGGACGAGAGCACGGCAUUAGUGCUGGUUAAUGCAGUGUAUUUCAAGGGCCAAUGGAAGGACAAAUUUGAUCCACAGGAUACCAGGGAACUACGGUUCCACGUUGACGAAACUACGACAAAAAAAGUUCCUACUAUGUACAGAACUGGCGAUUACCGGUAUGGCUAUGUUCCAGGGAUGAACGCGACGUUUAUCGAAAUCCCAUACAAGGGUGACGAAUUGAGCAUGAUCAUUUUUCUUCCUGAAGACGUUAACGGUUUGAACGAGGUGCAACAACAAUUACAAGAUAUAAAUAUAGCCAAUCUCUUCGACGAUGCGUACGAAGGCAGGGUGGAAUUAUAUUUGCCAAAGUUCAAGAUCGAGAGCAAAUUAAUCCUCAACGAUGUUCUGCAAAAGAUGGGUUUGACCGACAUGUUCAGUGACAGAGCCAACUUUUCUGGUAUCGCUGACGACGAUCUGUCGAUCAGCAAAGUUGUACAAAAGGCAUUCAUCGAAGUGAACGAAGAGGGCAGCGAAGCUGCUGCCGCCACUGCAAUAAUAGCAGCUACAACUUCGCUUUUCACUCUUAGACCAGAAUUUAGAAUUGACCGUCCAUUUGUCUAUGGCAUUGCUAAAACAUUGUCUAACGAUAAAUCUAACGCUUCCGAUAAAGUAUUCAUAUUUAAAGGAAUCGUUAACGAACCCAUGAUGUUUUGUAUUAAUGAAGGACUAAUAAGAUUUUUAAAAACAUGUUGCUUCGUUUCACGCGACUACACAAACAACAAGAUACGCGCGUCUCGUGAUUGGUCGCUCGCCGACCGCUCAACACGUGAUAGGUCAGUUCUUUCCACCAGUGGGAUUACGCAGGUGAUCUUUGCAGCGAUUUAUACCGGUUCGUUAAGCACUUUCUUGCAGUCUGCGUUUGACUUUCGAAGAGGAUCCACCGAAGGGACAGAACGCAAAAUGGGUAUAUAUAAAGGAAGCGUUUUGGUAGCGUGCCUCAUUCUGAUAGGAAUAGCAUCGCAGGCGACUAGCAAUCAACCAUUAUACGCCAUUUCAAGAUGCACAAAUGAAUUUUCGUUCUCGCUACUGAAGGCUGUGGUGGAGGAGAAUCCUGGCAAUCUUGUAAUGUCUCCCCUUAGCGCGGCCAUUGUUCUCGCUAUGGCUGCCUACGGUGCCGGCGGAGAGACGGAAUUACAGCUCAAAAGAGUCCUUCGUCUGUCGUCCGCGCAAAAUCUUGGCCCAUCCAAUUAUCAAGCGCUUAUCGACAUCCUCCAGAAUUCCAAAGAAAACGACUUUGUUCUCGCGAACAAUCUCUUCGCCGGGGAGAAAUUCUCCGUGAAGCCGAGUUACCAACAGCUGACGGAGAACUUCUUCCGGUCCAUUGCUCAGUCGAUAAACUUCAAGAAAGCCGAGGAGGCUGCGAAUAUGCUCAACGCGUGGGUCCAACGGAAGACGAACAAUCGCAUUAAGGAAAUUUUCAGUCAGAGUGAAGUGGAUUCCAAUACAGGAUUGAUGCUCGUCAACGCAGUGCAUUUCAAGGGUCUGUGGAAAAAGAGAUUCAACCCCGAGCUCACCAAGGAACGGCCAUUCUACUUCAAUGGGAACACCAUUAAAAAUAUUCCUACAAUGUACACAAAUGGCAUCUACAAGUUUGGCGAGCUUUCAAAUCUGAAGGCGUCGUUCAUUGAAAUACCAUACCAGGGUAACGGUAUGAGUAUGGUCGUGAUUCUUCCGAACGAAGUAAACGGUCUGUUCGAGGUCGAAAAGCGACUAGAAGGUUUAAACAUCAACGACAUCUUGAAUCAAGGAUACGAACGCGAAUUGCAUCUGUAUCUGCCGAAAUUCAGGAUCGAAAGGAAAAUAGAUCUCAACAGUGUUUUGAAGAAGUUGGGUCUGAUCGACAUGUUCAGUUCGCGCGCUAAUUUCUCCGCCAUUGCCGACAACAAUCUGUUCGUUAGCAAAGCUAUACAACAAGCAUUUAUCGAAGUGAGCGAAGAAGGUAGUGAAUCUGCCUCAGCCACUGGAUUAUCAGCCGUAGUGGCCGCCGCACUUUUCCAACCAGAGGUCAAAAUCGACCGUCCGUUCAUCUAUUGCAUCGUCAAAUCACUCUCUAGCGAACAAUCGUCUAGUGCUGAACGCGUACUAGUAUUCGCGGGACGCGUCAACGAACCACAGAUAUGAAAUGAAAACGAAGCU